AUGCCCAAUGCCCCCUUAGAUGUCUUGUUCCAGAAGCACUUUGCAGAAUGCAGCUCAGCCAUCUCCCAAGAACAGCAGGAAAGGGCUGACCUACAACAAUGUAUACAGCGCGAAGCUCGUGAGAACUACAAACUGAGUCACAAACUCCAAAGAGUGCCGCGCACGCAUUCGAUUGCAAACACACUCUCCCGUCGUGGCAGCAUGGGUGAGGAAUUUUACGACUUCGAAGAAAUGAUUUCUAGUGAGGACGACUUGGAUCGGGAGGACUUGGAUCGGGAGGAGCAUUUUGGUGAUGAAGAUGUUCGCACAUCGACGGCUUCUGCCCAAGAUUCUAUUGACGGCCGUGCACGGACGAUGUCGGAAGUGGGAAGUCAGGGCGAAGCGAGCAAGUGUGGAGGGACACGGCCGUCGAGCGCCGUUGGGUCCUCUGCGGGCAGUUGCCCGAGAAAUAGCCGGAAUACUGUCCUAAACGACAGCCCGUCCGGGAAUGAGGGCCCGCCGUUGGGCAACGCUGACGAAAGUAAAGAGCUUCCGGAAGAGCAGGAUUAUUUGCAUAACCCCCCGUCAGGUGAAGUGCAGAAGCUGGGUCUUGAACGCCCCACCUGUCUGUUCCGAACGCAGUUACCGAAGCCGCGUACGGAGAUGAAGACUUCGGUGUGGUCGUUGUUGAAGGAUUUCGUGGGGCGUGAUUUAAGUCGGAUUGCGUUGCCUGUGACGUUCAAUGAGCCGACUUCAUUUUUACAGCGACUGGCAGAGGACUACGAGUAUUGUGGGCUAUUGGAGUUGGCCGGGACAAAAACGGAUAGUCUAGACCGACUAUUACUGACGACUGCUUUCACUAUAACACCCUGGCAGUCAGCGGUAGGUCGCACAUAUAAGCCAUUUAACCCGCUGCUAGGAGAAACUUAUGAACUAACUCAUCGUGGCUUCCGAUUCCAUGCCGAACAAGUAGGCCAUCAUCCGCCUGUUACCGCCUAUCAUGCACAAGGCAAGCUCUUCGAAAGCUAUGGUCACAUGGUUAUCGAUACCAAGUUCACGGGGAAGUCACUCGAAGUCCAGUUGGUCGGGCCCACCACCAUUCGCAUCCGCAAACCGACCGACCAGAGUUCGGGAUGUCCCUCGCGACCGGCAUCUCACAACCAACAAAACGAAGGUGCAAACCACCGUCGUGAAGGAAGCCACGGUCGUGAAGGAGACCGCUCUGGUGAGCGUUCACUCGAGCGUUCCAGUCAAGACUCAGAUAGGAGGUCGAGUGAGAGGUCGAGUGAGAGGUCGAGUGAGAGGUCGAGUGAGAGGUCGAGUGAGAGGUCGAGUGAGAGGUCGAGCGAGAGGUCGAGCGAGAGGUCGAGCGAGAGGUCGAGUGAGAGGUCGAGUGAGAGGUCGAGUGAGCGUUCACCUGCGGGCGACACAGCUUGCGGUUGUUGGGAGACGUAUUCGUACCGACGGCCACGGAUGGUAGUGAACAACAUAAUUUUUGGCAGGAUUUCGAUUGAUGUGUCUGGCACGUAUACGUUAACGAAUCAUACGACAGGUGAGUUUUCGAUUCUUGACUACCCACGAAAUGGUUGGUGGGAUGACUCAGUACACGUUGUUCGGGCAGCGGUAUUCACACGCGAGGGUGAAUGCCGAUAUCUUAUUGGCGGGAGUUGGUCGAGUCAAAUUUUCUACCAACGAGUCCUAAAUUACCGUGCCGCUACCGGAGAAAUGUUCGAAGAGGGACUCGAAGAUGAAGAGAUCAAGUAUCCACCCCGCCCGAUCGACUUUGUAAUCAAUUGGAAGGAAUUAGAAGCAUGCACUACUGGGCCAAAAUGCAAGCUCUGGACACCUGACACACGUCCGGAUUUCUCUGCCUCCUUCUACAGUUUUGGCCGAAUGACUUUCGAACUUAACGACCUCAAUCCCGACUACUACGACCUCUCUGCCGUCGAACCACAACUCCUCGAACGACUCCGACUCCCACCACCAGCCUCCACGCAGUCUAUAACAGAGCAAGCGACCACGACUGGAGCCGGGCAUGUUGCGGAGAUCGGGCAUAUUGCGGACCACGCUAUUCCUGGCCAUCCCGCUGACGACGACCCCAGUGGGCAUGAGGUUGACCACCCCGCUGAACCAAGUCCCGCCCUGAUCCGGUUGCCGCGCACUGACUCGCGGUUCCGGCCAGACCAACGUGCUCUCGAACAGGGCGACGUGGACCGCAGUAACGCGGAGAAGAAACGGCUGGAAGAGAAACAGCGUGCCGCUGCGCGGGUCCGUGGUGGCACAGAAGAGUGCUAUCGGCCGCGUUGGUACGGUCUCGCCCUCGAUCGUAUCACAGGCGAAUCGACCUACGCCUUCGAUCACUCGUACUGGGACCCCACCCAGAAGCAGAUAGAUCUUCCUGACAUUUUAUAA
Molecule: messenger RNA, 2391 nt
Organism: Gregarina niphandrodes
Lineage: Eukaryota; Apicomplexa; Conoidasida; Eugregarinorida; Gregarinidae
Product: oxysterol-binding protein
Exons: 2
Coding region: 1-2391 (796 amino acids)
Cellular component (GO): membrane; intracellular membrane-bounded organelle; cytosol
Molecular function (GO): sterol binding
Source: RefSeq, a predicted model, not a curated record